Argiope bruennichi is the source of this 1469-nucleotide messenger RNA. Its product is annotated as tRNA dimethylallyltransferase-like. The transcript has 11 exons. Gene Ontology annotation, biological process: tRNA modification. Gene Ontology annotation, molecular function: tRNA dimethylallyltransferase activity. NCBI's taxonomy places the organism in Eukaryota, Metazoa, Arthropoda, Arachnida, Araneae, Araneidae. Bases 36 to 1421 code for a protein of 461 amino acids. Gene Ontology annotation, cellular component: mitochondrion. The record is from RefSeq and is a predicted model, not a curated record.
UGCCGUGUUUUGUUUGUUUACAGUUGAUCAUGUAAAUGGGGAACAUUGUGCGAGUAUUUAAAACCUCAGCAAUGAUAUCUGAAAUUCCUGUUGUAACUGUUUUAGGUUGUACUGGUACUGGCAAAUCAAAACUUGCCAUUGAACUAGCUAAAAGAUUUAAUGGAGAAAUAAUUAGUGCAGAUUCUAUGCAGGUUUAUAAGGGAUUAGAUAUUAUUACAAAUAAGGUCACACCUGAGGAACAAAAAGAAGCUGUUCACCAUUGUAUAAACUGCAUAGAACCUCUUAGUCGUUAUACUGUGGUUGAUUUUAGAAAUCAAGCUCUUCCUAUUAUUAAUAAUAUAAUGAAGCAAAACAAAUUGCCCAUAAUUGUUGGAGGAACUAAUUAUUACAUUGAAUCUUUAUUGUGGGAAGUUCUCAUAUCAAAUCAGAAGGAACACAAUAAACUUUUAUUUGAUGAUGAUUCUUGCAUUGAAAAUGAUUCACUUACUAUACCCAGCAAUGUCAGCCUAUCUACACAAGAUUUGUUCAAACAAAAAAUAACAGCCGAUUCAUUUGAAGAUAUUUCCAAUAUGGAUUUACACAAGAGCCUUCAAGAGAUCGAUCCUGACAUGGCCAACAGCGUGCAUCCUGAAGAUAGGAGAAAAGUCAUUAGGAGUUUGCAAGUGUAUCAACAGCAUGGACGUCGGCAUAGUGAAUUGUUGCAAGAACAACGUUCACAAUAUGGAGGGUCAUCAUUAGGGGGGCCCCUACGUUUCAAAAAUACUGUUAUGCUUUGGUUGCAGUGUGAUAAAGAAGUUUUGAACCAAAGAUUAGAUGACCGUGUUGAUGAAAUGCUUGAAAGAGGUCUUAUUUCAGAGCUAUUGAAUUUUCACAAAGAUUAUAAUGAAAAGAGGAUCGAUAUUCAGAAUCCUCGAUAUUCAGAAGGAAUAUUUCAGUCAAUUGGUUUUAAGGAAUUUCAUGAAUAUUUAAUAUUAUCUGAAGAAGAAAAAAAUAGUGAUACAGGCCAAAGAAUACUUGAAAAAGCUAUAGAAGAGAUGAAAUUAGUAACAAGACAGUAUGCUAGAAAACAGACUAAAUGGAUUAUAAAUAGAUUUUUGAAAAAACCAGAUAGGCAGUUACCUCCAGUCUAUGGUUUAUCUGCAACAGACCUCUGCAAGUGGAAUGAAAAUGCAUUACAACCUGCUAUUGACAUAGUUCAAUCAUUCAUAGAGGACAAAGAACCUUCUCAAAAACCAUUACCUGUUGAAGAAGGUUUGAAUGAUAUUAAAGAAACUUAUUAUUGUGAUGUGUGUGAAAGACUAAUCUUAGGUCAAAAUGUAUGGAAAAUACAUCUAAGUUCUAAAAGGCAUCAGAAGAGGAAAGCAAAGCUACAAAAAGUAUCCAAGAAAUCCAAUACACAAGAAUGUGCUAACAUCAGCUGAGAAUAAAAAAGUGUAAAUAUAUUAUGUAAUAAAAUUUUUAAAGUAAUA